Molecule: messenger RNA, 5132 nt
Organism: Homarus americanus (American lobster)
Lineage: Eukaryota; Metazoa; Arthropoda; Malacostraca; Decapoda; Nephropidae
Product: murinoglobulin-2-like
Exons: 27
Coding region: 56-4519 (1487 amino acids)
Cellular component (GO): extracellular region
Molecular function (GO): endopeptidase inhibitor activity
Source: RefSeq, a predicted model, not a curated record
CCAUCCUCACUCCCUCAGCCGCCGACACACAGCGAGGACGUCUCCAUCUGUUGCUAUGGCGGCCCCGGGCUCCUUGUGUCUCCUGGCAUGUGUUCUGGCCCUCAUCUCGACCUUAGGUUGUGGGAGCUACAUCAUCACUACGCCGCGUAUGUGGGUAGCCGGAUCUCCUGCCCAGGUGUGUGUGUACGUGAGUGACCCUUCAGCUCCGGCAGGUAGACUCACUAUCGCCCUCACCACCCGAGAUUGGCACAUGCAGAAGGAGGAACAGAAUGUCACCAUCAUUCCAAACACCACCAUUCAGAUCCCGGCAGGAAAGACAGAAUCAUGUUCGUACGAGGUGCCAGUGCCCAAUACGGACUAUUACCGCUGUCAGCUCCACGUAUUUGGCACAGUGGCAGGGGUCAAGAUCAACCGCACCGAGGAAAUGAGGUUGAAGAGUACUGACAAGCUCACCAUCAUCCACACAGACAAAUACCUGUAUAAACCUGGUCAAAAUGUCAAGUUCAGGAUCAUGACCGUAGAUGGACCUUACCUGCGUGUCUCCUCUGACCCUUACCGAGAAGUCUGGGUCAGAACGCCCUCCCGGACCCGCAUCGCCCAGUGGAAGAACGUGGACAACACCGCUGGGUUGGUCCACCUUGACUUCGAUCUGGCCGACGAACCCGAGAUGGGUAUGUAUCGCAUCCAGGUGAAGACAACGGGCGGUAAAACAAUACGACGGGAAUUCAAGGUGGAUGAGUUUGUGUUGCCACGUUUUGAGGUGACCAUCAAGAAGCCGAGCUAUAUACUGGCUACAGACGAUCGGUUCACCUUUACCGUGUGUGCCAACUAUGUUUACGGGCAGCCAGUCAAAGGCAACUUACAGGUGACUUUCACUAAUGGCGAGAGGGAGAAGUGCAAAGCUGAGGUUAUUCGGAACGUUACCAUCUCAGGGUGCAAGGAAGUGGAAAUAACGAACGAAGAUAUGAACAUCAUUGACUGCAAUGUGUACAGUGUGGUGGCGGACGCGAAGGUCACUGAGGAAGGUACUGGCAUCGAGAUGAAGUCAUUUAGUCGGGUUACCAUCACACGUACUGCCGUAUCCUUCAAAACUCUUUACGAAGAUCAAUACGUGAAGCCAAAUCUUCCUUUUACUCUUAAGCUGAGAGCAGAACUGCCAGAUGGUUCUCCCGCAGUUGGUGUCCCUAUGGAAGUGUGUGCAGCUGGUCGGUGUACCAACAUGACCACAGCUCCUGACGGUCUCUUCACUACAGUCUUACCAUCGUACAAGACCAACAGAGUUUUUAUGAAGACCCUCAACUGCCGGGCUCGCAUGCGUCAGUCUGAGUACUCUAAAGAUCUGGAGCACUAUUACUCCCCCUCCAACUCCUCCCUGGUGAUCCACGCCCCCGAGGGUAAACUGAAGUGUGUGUCUGGACAAACUCAGCAACACGCCCUACCUGUGCUCUUCUCUGCCAGGAACCAAGACUCGGCGGUCUUCACUGUACAGAUCGUGUCACGCGGGUUAACUCAACACUGGAGUAGCCAGGAGUAUCAGCUGAUUGGCGGAGACCUGCCCAUCAGCGUAGAGCACCUGGUGGAGCCUCUGCCUCCUCCUAUUGAGGGCACCGUCAGGGGAGUCGUCAACAUCAACAUCAACCUUCCCCCGACAGCCUCUCCCAGUGCCAAGGUGUUGGUGUGGUACACUCGUGAGGACGGGGAGGUGGUGGCAGACACCAGAGAGCUGGAGGUGGAGAAGUGUCUUGGUAGCAGCGCCAGUCUCACCUGGUCAGAGUCUCAGGCACAACCUGGACAACAGACCACUUUGACUCUCUCGUCAGAACCAAACUCCGUGUGUAGCCUCGGGGUGGUAGACAGGAGCACCGAGCUGUUGGCCUCUGACCCUGAACCCGCUACACUGGAUAAGCUGUUUGAGUUUGCCAAAGAAUUCGACAUUUCCAGUUGGAUUAACUCCCAGAUCGACACCUUCAAUUACUGCAUAAAUAAGAAAAACAGAGAGCAUGAAGAAAAGAUGGCUCGAAUGGCAACGGGAGAGCAUGUCAUUCCACCACCACUUCCAAUACACCCCAACUACUACAGCGACUACGUUGACGCUCUGGCGAUGUUUGACAAAUCUGGUUUAUACGUUUUCACCGACCUGACAGUGGAGACGAGGCCCUGCUCUGGAAGACUGGUCCACUCGUACACUCAUUCGACAAAUAGAGUGGCGGUCUACAACAUGCCGUCCCUGGCAGCCCCACCAGGCAUGCCGCGCCGACCUGUGAGCAGCCCCAGCCUAGUUUACGACUCCCCUUACGACGGGGAGGACAUGGGUGAGACGGUCAUAGAAUCAGUAGAGGCUCCCAGGACCGAAUUCCCUGAGACGUGGCUGUGGGACAUUGUCGUCCUUCCAUCGUCUGGGGUGAACAUCCAGGACCUGACACUGCCUGACACCAUCACACAGUGGGUGGGCAAGGCCGUGUGUGCCCACCCAGAGAAGGGCGUGGCACUGUCUGAGAGGGAGUCCAUCACUACCUUCACCCCCUUCUUCGUCGACCUCACCCUUCCCCCCACUGUCAAGCGUGGCGAGAUACUCCCCGUCAAGAUGUCCAUCUUCAACUACCUAGACCGACCAAUACCUGUAAGUGUUAGGGUGGAGACGAGUCCAGAAUACGAGUUAAUGGAGGGGUCAGGGACGCAAGGAGACCGUGGACGGCGUAGCUCAUGUCUACCAGCACAAGACAAGGUUGUCCACACAGUCAAGAUCAAGCCACUGGUGAUCGGUGAAGUCAACAUUACGGUGUCGGCGUUCGUGGACUACCAGUACCCUGAGCCAUGUGGGUCAGGCGACACCUCCAUCCACAGAAGUGACGCUCUGAUCAAGCCCAUCAAGGUUGAGGCUGAUGGAUUCCUAAGAGAGAAGACCUGGACCAAGUACAUCUGUUCUAAGGACUUCGUUACGGGAGAAGACUCACUGGAAGCGUGGAAUCUAGAGACGCCCUUGAUCAUCGUGGAGGGAUCAGAUCGAGCCUGGGUUACUGCCGUAGGUGAUCUCCUUGCCCUCUCACUCGAGAACCUGGGACACCUGAUCCGUAUGCCGUAUGGGUGUGGAGAGCAGAACAUGGUUAACUUCGCUCCCAACAUCUAUAUCAUGCGUUACCUCGAGGCAUCCAGUCAAACAAGCGAAGAAGCCAGCACCAAGCUCCUCACCUUCAUGAAACUCGGCUAUCAACGGGAGCUCCUGUACCGACGUAACGAUGGCUCCUACAGCGCCUUCGGGAACUCUGAUGAUUCUGGCUCUACCUGGCUGACGGCCUUCGUGCUCAAGUCCUUCGCCCAAGCUCAAAAUUAUAUCCAGAUUGACACGAAGGGUCUCAAUAAAACGACCAGUUGGCUUCUUGAGCAGCAGGGAAGUAAUGGCUGCUUCCGGUCUGUUGGUAAAGUGUUCAGCAAGUCCAUGAAGGGCGGUGUUGGCGAAAGUGACUCUCCUGUACCUCUGACGGCCUACGUGAUGAUCGCUCUGAUGGAAGCUGGUGACUUAUCUUGUAACCCCUUAUUCUGUCCAGCUGCCGAAUGCAUACAGGCCAGCACCUCCCAGGACCCCUACACCUUGGCUCUGAAAGCAUACGCCAUGGCCUUGGCUGGAUUGACUGAGGCCAAUACAGUUCUCCAGAACCUGCUUGGCCAAGCCAUCGUGGCCAAGAACUCCACCCACUGGGAGUUACCUAAAGGACCACGUAAAAGUCAAGCCGUGGAGGUGGAGAUAGCUGGGUAUGCUAUCAUGGCCAUGCUCACAAUUGAUGCAAAGAAAUACGAAGAGCAAGCGAGAAGGACGAUAAAAUGGGUCACAGCAAGAAGAAACGGCCAAGGAGGAUUCUUCUCUACGCAGGACACAGUGGUGGCCCUCCAGGCUCUGGCCAUGUAUGAGUCACACACGUACCAGGGCCCCUUGAAGGUGGUGGCAGCAGUGACAGCUACUGGGCUCUCCCAUUCCUUCACUGUCACAGACGACAACAAACUCCUGCAGCAGCUGGUAACACUGCCAACACUCCCCACCACCGUCUCUAUCACUAUGGAGGGCCAAGGAUGUGCUGUUCUCCAGGCUGUUCUUCGGUAUAAUAUUCCUGAGCCUGAAGGAAGUGAUGCCUUCAACCUGACUGUCAACACCAACACGGCUCCAGACAACAAGUGCGUCACCAAACGCAUCACGGCCUGUGCUUCCUAUCGCCUCCCUGAUGGCAAGUCUAACAUGGCUGUCAUCGAGGUGGACCUCAUCUCUGGUUACAUCCCUGAGAAAGAAGACCUGAAGAAACUUGUGAAUGACAACGUCAACAUAAAGCGUUAUGAGGUGGAUGGCAGCAAAGUUUCCUUCUACAUCGAAGAGUUAACUGCCCAAGACACCUGUGUAAACUUCCGUGCGAUACGAGUGGUUGACGUGGAGGAUGUGAAGCCUGGCACAGUGCGUGUUUACGACUACUACCAGCCUGAGUUCGAGAUAUCCAAGAGCUACACACUGCCGCCUCCAGAUGAGUGCAGUUAAGAUGAACGGACCAUUUUUGCUUCAACUGGGUCAUAUACACUCUGACGAUGGCCAUACCUGAAUACGUGGGCUCUGGAGGCUACCACUGAGGUCAUGCUUACUACUGUACCCAGAUCUGAGGUCACCAGCUGAAAGGGAAAGGUCACCAGCUGAAGGGGAAGGUCACCAGCUGAAAGGGGAAGGUCACCAGCUGAAGGGGAAGGUCACCAGCUGAAGGGGAAGGUCACCAGCUGAAUGAGAAGGUCACCAGCUGAAAGGGAAGGUCACCAGCUGAAGGGGAAGGUCACCAGCUGAAGGGGAAGGUCACCAGCUGAAGGGAAGGUCACCAGCUGAAGGGGGAAGGUCACCAGCUGAAUGAGAAGGUCACCAGCCGACUGUGUGUGGGAAGAGAUCAUGAUUCACGUACUGUAUACAAGGGUAAAGACACCAGUAAAUGACCUUGAUUUAGUUGUUGUUGAAGAAAAUGGUGAAUAAGAACGAAUUCCAUCUCUGAAUUAAAUAUAUUAUAUCUCCGGUGUAAUCAUCUCAUGUACUGUUUAAAAAUAAAUAUUUUUUUAUUUGUGGACAAGAUUGUUAAGUAACAAACUGAGAAAAAAUAAAACCACAGCACAUU